AUGCCAGAAGAAGUUAAACCAACAGCGCAAUUAACACCGCAGCACCUGCAGUUUGAGGAAAACGUUUCUCGCCACAUAAUGUCGACACUUGGGAAUCUGGAACCGUUCAACGUGGAACACCCAGAAAAUUGGUCUACGUAUUAUGCGAGGUUCGAGCUCUACUUACUGGCCAAUGACGUACAGGGCAACGAUCGGCAAAGGGCCGUAUUUCUCACCUUAGCCGGAGCGCCAUUAUAUGAUCUCCUGUCGUCAUUGGCCUCGCCCCGUCAGGGAUUUUCCGAGUACGUCGCAGCCUUGCGCAAAUUGGCUGUUGAUUGCAACUUUGGCACGGCGUUGGAUCGCAUGCUAAGAGAUCGCUUGGUAUGUGGCUUGCGUGAUGAGGCAUUGCAGCGCAACCUACUAGCAGAGCCGGACUUGAAGCUGCAAAAGGUUCUCGAUCGAGCUGCUACUGCCGAAGCAGCAUUUAAGCACGCAUCUGAAAUGCGACACUCCGAACAGGUUCAUCAUGUAGCGUCCAACAACAACUAUCGCCAUAAUCGUUUGAAAACGCGUGCUAGUUCCAACGCACAAACAAAGCCAUGCAAUGGAUGUGGUGGCUCACAUGCCCGCUGUCAGUGUCCGCAUCGAGAAACAAUUUGCUCGUCGUGUGGCACAAAAGGUCACCUUCAACGUGUUUGUCGCUCAUCAGCAUCUAACUCAGCCAAUCAGCAAAAGACAUCGCAUUCUUCAGGACGGUUAAAAAAGCAGAAACCACAAUCCAUAAAUCAAAUUUUGCCUCUGGUUGAUUUGAAAAAAUCAGCGACCAUCAGUAUUAAUGGAUAUAAUUGCACAUUUGAAAUCGAUUCGGGGUCAAACUAUACCAUAAUGUCAUCAACAACAUUUGAACGUGUGUGGCCGGUACAGAAGCCAAUCAUGCACACCAGUGACCUUGAACUUGUCGAUUUUCAACGUAAUAGAAUUCCUAUAAUGGGUGUGGUUGAUACAGAUGUAUCAUACGGCGGCCGUGAGGUCAGCUGCUUACCCGUCGUUGUCGUAGACGGAAACCGUUCAAACGUAUUAGGGUGCAAUUGGUUCACCCCACUGGGCAUUACAAUUCAGGGCGUCAAUGCAGUUGAAGAAGCAUCGUCAAUCAAAGGUAUCCUUAAGCAAUUUAAUCAUCUUUUCGCAGAGGAGCUGGGGUGUUUCAAAGGGAAGCCAGUUUCCCUCUACAUCGACAAGUUAGUUCAACCUAUUCGAUAUCCACCUCGGCGUAUUCCAUUAGCCACCAAAGGCCUUGUCGAAGCUGGACUAGACCGCCUAUGUUCACAAGGGAUCCUAGAGCCAGUUGAGUACUCGGACUGGGCCACACCGAUUGUGCCGGUUCCUAAGAGCGACGGGACAAUCCGCAUUUGCGGCGACUAUAAGUCGACGCUUAACAAAGCACUAAAGCCGCACAACUUCCAGAUACCUGCUAUCAACACUUUACUUUCGUCUAUAGAGGGAGGCAGCAUUUUUGCCAAAAUAGAUCUUGCACAAGCCUAUCAGCAAUUGCAAGUGGACGAACAAUCAUCCGUGUUGCAGACUAUCGUCACUCACAAAGGCGCCUUCAGAGUUACCAGGCUUCAAUUUGGAAUCUCUUCAGCGCCAGGGAUAUUUCAAAAUUUUAUAGAAACACUUUUAAGAAAUAUUCCGGGGGUGCUGCCGUAUUUUGACGACAUCGUUCUAAUGGGCAAAACAGAGGCUGAGCUCGCUGCUCGGCUGCAUGAGGUAUUUAGCCGAUUCAACACCGCUGGUCUUCGACUAAGAAAGGAUAAGUGUUCCUUCGGAGUCUCAAGCAUCGAGUUCCUGGGAUUCAAGCUGGAUUCACUGGGCAUUCGGCCAUCUCAGAGUAAAGUCAAGGCCAUUCAAAACGCUCCAGCACCCCAAGACAAAAAACAAUUGCAAGCGUUCUUGGGCCUCCUCAAUUUCUACCACUCCUUUUUACCGAACAAAGCUACAAUUGCCGAGCCCUUACAUCGCCUACUGGAUAAGAACUCCCAUUGGUUCUGGAAAAAGGAACAACAACAGGCGUUCGAAAAUCUUAAGCAGCUCAUAGUAUCCGAACGCGUUCUAGUACACUAUAGCUCAAAAUUGCCAUUGGUGGUAGUUUGUGAUGCAUCGCCAUAUGGCAUCGGCGCUGUUCUCAGCCACCGCAUGCCUGAGGGGUGUGAGAGGCCCAUUGCAUUUUACUCUAGGACCUUAUCGAAGCCAGAGCGGAAUUACGCCCAAAUAGACCGCGAAGCUGUAGCGUUAAUCGCUGGAGUGAAAAAAUUUCACGACUACCUUUAUGGGCGCAAAUUUACUCUGGUUACCGAUCAUCGGCCCCUAUUGGGUAUCUUCAAUACGACCAAGCCCGUUCCUAAUGUGAUAUCAUCGCAAAUGCUUCGACGGCGAAUUUUCCUUAAUGCGUACGAUUUUGAAAUUGCAUACCGUUCGGGAAAUAAGCUGGGGAACGCUGACUUUUUGAGUCGAUUACCCUUAAUGGAUGAGCAACGAAUGAUUAAGGAAGAUGUACUGAUGAUAGAAAUGGUCAACAAGCCCGUAGUAGACGCCAAACAUAUCGCUGUUCAAACUGCCAAAAAUGCGGACCUGGCAAAAGUUCUCAGCUGGGCGUUAAGGGGGUGGCCACCUAACAUGAGCCGAUCGGACAGGCUGUAUCCCUUUUAUGUUCGCCGACAAGAAAUCUCAUCACUAAAAGGUUGCUUACUAUGGGGGAACAGAACAAUCAUCCCGACAGAAAGUCGACAGGUAGUCCUCAGUGCGUUACAUACUGGCCAUCCGGGCAUUGUGCGAAUGAAGGCCUUAGCGAGAAGCUAUGUCUGGUGGCCGAAAAUGGAGUCGGAGAUUGAGGAUAUUGUAAAGAUGUGUGCACCUUGCCAAGCUACUCGUCACGAGAAUGCUCAUGCGCCAGUUCAUUGGUGGGAAACAACGAAAAAUCCAUGGUCACGCCUCCAUGUAGAUUUUGAUGGGCCGUUUCAAGGUAAGAUUUUCUUCAUCGUUGUAGAUUCGUUCUCGAAGUGGCUUGAAGUUUUCUUGGUCAAGUCAACCUCAUCCCAAUCGGCCAUCAAACCCCUUCGAUCACUCUUCGCAACUCAUGGGCUGCCGGAUGAGAUAGUGUCAGACAACGGGACAGCAUUUACAUCCGAUGAAUUUAAAACAUUCAUGCAGGACAACUUAAUUCGUCACAUUCGCUGUGCCCCAUUUCACCCGUCGUCCAACGGUCAAGCAGAACGAAUGGUGCAGACAACGAAGGACUUCUUGAAGAAAACACCAGAGUGGCAGGACAUCGACUUAAGGCUGUCACGGUUUCUUUUCAAUCAGCAUAUUACGCCGCAUACAUCUACUGGGCGUUCACCUGCAGAGCUUAUGUUUAAGAGACAACUAAAGACAUUUUUCGAUAAAAUUCAUCCGCACGAAUUGCCUACUGCAAAGCACGAAAUUGGCAGGGAGAAGUCCUUCAACGAUGGAGACCCAGUGUGGGUGCGAAACUACUCCACAGGACCUAAAUGGGUACCAGCGAAAAUUAAUUCAAGGAAUGGACCCAUAUCAUAUGCAGUUCAGCUGGACGACGAUUCGCGUAUCAUAAAACGGCAUCUAGAUCAGAUAAGAAUUCGACAAGUAGCUGAACGGGGUAAUGACUUAGCUCUCUUUAACCAAAACUCUAAAGAGCCAGAAACCUCAUCGGAAUCGGGGUCUGCAGCGAUGGAUGAGAGCAGUCCAUCUUCUCCACUUCAACAACAGUCCAAUUCAGAGGGUUCUUCGCAGCAUCGGUCGUACCCCUCCACCGCAGCAGAUAGUUCGACACCGCUGGACGCAGGCAUCUCAUCAGACGAUUGCACUCCACGACGAUCCAAUCGUGCUCGACGUCCACCAGAUUUUUACAGCGUUCCUGGGCGUUAA
Messenger RNA from Rhagoletis zephyria (snowberry fruit fly), 3918 nucleotides. RefSeq lists its product as uncharacterized. Gene Ontology annotation, molecular function: nucleic acid binding. Gene Ontology annotation, biological process: DNA integration. The record is from RefSeq and is a predicted model, not a curated record. Lineage: Eukaryota; Metazoa; Arthropoda; Insecta; Diptera; Tephritidae.